Molecule: messenger RNA, 2169 nt
Organism: Spodoptera littoralis (African cotton leafworm)
Lineage: Eukaryota; Metazoa; Arthropoda; Insecta; Lepidoptera; Noctuidae
Source: the annotation of a GenBank genome assembly
GAUUGUAAUAUUUCAUUCUAUUGCAGUACACGGGGGAGUGGAUAGAACUCGCUAGAUACCCACAGCCAACACAAACUGGUCAGUGUAACCGUGCUAAAUACGAGUUACUUCCUGAUGACACCGUCUCAGUAACAAACCGUCAAGUUGUGAACGAAAGACUUGCAACGAUAUCAGGACAAGCAGUUCUUGCCAGCACAGAUGGAACUGGAAAGCUGCAAGUUACGUUCAAUGUUAAUGGCGAGGAUAGACGGUCAGAUUAUUACGUCCUUGCUACCAACUACGAAAGUUAUGCUCUUGUAUACACGUGCGAUACUUUACAAAAUGGAAACAGACGAGUCGGCAGUUGGGUGCUUAGCAAAACAGGAACACUGAGCUCUGAGGACCAAUCUAACAUUGAUGCAGUCGUAAGCAGGACCCAAGGUCUCCAUAAAGAAUACUAUCAGCCCACACGUCAAGAACCAGACGAUUGUUUCUAUUAUCCAGAGUUUGAUCCAACAUGGGAAUACGUCGAGCUGACUGGAGUUUGUGACACCAGAAUUAAAGGAGUUGCGGAUUUCGAUGCGGAAAAAGUGAAUAUCUUGUUUUUAAUAAAUUACUGUAUUAAGUAACGUAAGAAAAAACACAUACUCGUUGUGUAUCCGUGCUAAAUACGAGUUACUUACUAGUGGCGCCGUCUCCGUAUUGAAUAGUCAAGUUGUUAAUGAAGGACUAGCAACGAUAUCAGGAGAAGCUGUUGUUGCCAGCAAUGAUGGAACAGGAAAGUUGGAAGUUACUUUUAGUAAUGGUAAGUCAUUCCAAAUUUUUAGUUCUUGCAGUUAAAUAUGACGAAUAUGCUCUCGUGUACAGCUGCUCGACUGUAGGAAACGGAAAUCUGUUUGUAGUCGGUAGUUGGGUGCUGAGUAGAACAGGGACUCUGAGAACAACGGCCAAUAAUGCAAUUGAUCAAGUCAUAAACCAAACACAAGGUCUACUUAAAGAGUAUUACCUACCCACAAGUCAAAGUUCUGCAUCGUGCUUCUACUAUCCAAAGUUUGAUGAACCACAGCAAUACAUCGAACUGCCUGGCCCCUGCGAUACCAGCAUCAGAGGUAUUCCGAACUUCAACGUCUCCGCUGUAAGUAACUUAUCUUCUAUCUAUACCCACAGCCGACGCAGGCUGGACAGUGUAACCGUGCUAGUUAUACCCCAAUUGCUGGAGGCGUCGUUUCUGUGAUGAACAGCCAAAUUAUAAACGGAGAAAUGACCACGAUAGAAGGAACAGCCGUUGUCGCACGCGAUGAUGGAACUGGGGAGUUCAAAGUUUCUUUUAAUGUCAAUAAAGAGAUCAGGCGAUCUAACUACUACGUAUUGUCAACGGACUACCUUAGUUAUGCACUUGUCUACAGCUGCGUCAAUGUAGACAACGGAAACAAACGACGAGUUGGCAGCUGGAAACUAAGUAGAACCGGAACACUGAGUGCUCAAGACAAUGCUGCUAUUGAUGCAGUGGUUAGCAGAACUCAAGGUCUCCAUGAAGACUAUUACCAAACCACGGAACAAAGUGUUGAAACGUGUUUCCAAUAUCCCAACAUUGCUUUAAAUGAUGAUAUUAUCAUACCUGGCCAGUGUGACCAGACCAUUUCUGGAAUUCCACAUUUCGAUGAGAAUCAGUUCCAAGGAAACUGGUACCAGAUUAAAAGAUACGAUCCUGUAACAACCACUUGUGUUGGUGGGAGAUUUACUCCAGAAUCCGACAGUAUCAACAUUAUUUCAUACGAAGUGGUCAAUGGAGAGUUAUCGAUUACGGAAGGAACAGGCAGAAUCAAUUCAACUGAUAACUCCGGUCAAAUAACUAUAACUUUGCCAGUUGCGGGCUCAGAAGAAAGUGCUGAUACCAUAGUCUAUAUACUGGCUACAGACUACACCAGUUACGCAUUAGCAUACAGUUGCACCAACGUAAACCCCUUUCAACGACAAAUUCGUGCUUGGCAGCUGAGUCGUGAAAGGACUAUGUCACCUUGUGGAGAGGCAGUCAUCGCAUGCCUGAUACAACAAAGACAAGAGCUCCAUGAACCGUAUUUCAGAACAGUUGAACAAAAUGAUAACUGUCUACAACCCAGUUCAGCAUUUUUAUUCAAAAGCAGUAUUGUUGUGCUCUGUGUAUGCGCCAUAUUUGAAUUAUUGUUGUAA